GUUUCACCCCACAUCAACAACACCUAUUUGUGAGUAUAUUCGCUCAUAUCUCAAGACGGCAUUGCGCAGCACAGCAGCUUGUCCGAUUUGGCAAUGCCAGUCUAGUGUCUUUCAGCGUGGACUCGAAGCUCUGCACUUGCUUCGACGCCCAUCAGCGUGUAGGCCGUCGAGAAGGGCGAACCCGUAUGCACUCUCCCGGCCAUGCUGAGGGAAUCGGCGAAUAGUUGGGCGGGAUCGGCAGAUGCUGGAAACGGGAUGAACGGGAGGAAGACAGGCGCGAUGGGAAGUGACUGCUCGGGCUAUCCCCCAUUGUAGCCACUAACCUGCUUGGGUGUUGUUCGGCAGGGAGGCCCCUUAGAUGCUUCGCUAGCUGUCUGCAGCUCUGACGCCCACAUCCGCGUAAUCUUUGGCCACCUUCCGUGAAUAAGUCUGCUUACACGAGCCUGCCCCCCUGUUUGCUUUGGUAGCUCAAGAUGCCGAAGAUUUACAAGCCAGGCAAGGUCGCCGUCGUCCUCCAGGGCCGUUUCGCCGGCAAGAAGGUCGUUGUCAUCAAGCAAUACGACGAAGGAACCCGCGAGCACCCUUUCCCUCACGCAAUCGUUGCCGGCAUCGAGCGUGAGCCUCGCAAAGUGACCAAGGGCAUGGGCGCAAAGAAGUUGGCACAGAGGAGCAAGGUCAAACCUUUCGUCAAGGCUUUCAACUACCACCACUUGCUACCUACUCGUUACGCGCUUGAGCUGGAGGGUCUUAAGGGCACAGUGUCCCCAGAGACUUUGAGGGAGCCAUCGCAAAAGGAGGAUGCCAAGAAGGUCGUGAAGAAGCUGUUCGAGGAACGAUACGCAUCUGGCAAGAGCCGCUACUUCUUCCAAGCGCUGCGCUUCUAAGCAGCUUUUCGGAGCGCGUCGUCUCUUUGGUUUCGUCAUUCAAGCACCGCACUAUGACGCGAGUCUUUCGAUGCUCGCCUACCUUCCGCGUCACCCCCUCCUUGCGAACAUCGCGACUUUCUGGCGUGUGAGCCGCGAUGCUGUACACAUGCAUUCACCCACACUCACGCUGAGCGGGCCGACAGCCUGACUUGUCAAGUCACUGCCAUGACUCCCUCCACCCACAAAAUUGUAGUCGCAGACUGCUCUUUCAAGCAUACAUGCAUUUCUCGACGUC
Messenger RNA from Ceraceosorus guamensis, 1161 nucleotides. RefSeq lists its product as hypothetical. Gene Ontology annotation, cellular component: cytosolic large ribosomal subunit; ribosome. The record is from RefSeq and is a predicted model, not a curated record. The coding region runs from base 474 to 884 and encodes 136 amino acids. Lineage: Eukaryota; Fungi; Basidiomycota; Exobasidiomycetes; Ceraceosorales; Ceraceosoraceae. The transcript is spliced from 3 exons. Gene Ontology annotation, molecular function: structural constituent of ribosome. Gene Ontology annotation, biological process: translation.